GAUUACAUUGGCUUCAAUUUUUUAUCGUUUAUUGCUACUGAUCCAACAACAACAACAACAACAACAAAAUCAACAGUUGAAGGAGGAUUGUCUAAUCUUGAAAAAAGUUGUGUCAUGUUUUGUUUUCUACAUUUUCUAUAUUACUGCAAUUAGAUCCAUGUCUGGAAUUUUUUAGUAUAUAAACCAAGACGAGUCCGUGCAUUUAAUUCAUACACAUUCCUCAUCUUCUUCUUUCAACAACAACAACCACAACAACAACAAUCAUCUUCUUCUACUUAUCUAGUUGUCAUUUUACAACAAAUUCAUCACUAAUAAUCAAAAUGCUUCGAUUCAUCGUUGUUGCUUCAUUGAUCGCUUGCGUGAGUGCAGGUGGUUAUGGUGGUGGUUCAUCAGGCGGAUAUUCUAGUGGUGGCUCACGUGGCGGAGGUUAUGGAGGUGGCCGUGGAUUUGGUGGUGGAAUGAGUUUCGGUGGUGGUGGUGGUGGCGGCGGUGGCGGACAAACCGUUCAAGCUGCCGUUGUUUCUAACCAUCGUGUAGAAUUCAGAGAUGUGCCUUCUUCAGGCGGCGCCUCUCCAACAACCAUAGAAGUCGGUGCCAACGCUGUCCCAGUCAACCUUCUUUUCCGAAGUGCCUCAAGCAACCUCAACAUCCAACAAGCUCACGAUGGUGCUGGCGGCAGUGUCCAAGAAUCGCAAUCCGAAGACGAACCACACAUUCUUAAACACAGCGUUACCAAACCAAUCAUUCAAGAGGUAAACGAAAUCAUCACUCCACAACGAAGAAUACGACAAGAAAUCCUCCCGGUCCAAGAAGAAAUCCUCACAGUUGUUUCGAAAGAUGCUGGUGGCCGCGGAGCUGGUGGUUUUGGAUCUGGUUCUGGUUUUGGUGGCAGUCGAGGUUCUGGUUUCUCUGGAGGACGUAGUUCAGGCUUUGGCGGUGGCAGAGGUGGUGGUGGUUAUGGUGGUGGCUCAUCAAAAGGCGGAUACUAGAUGACAUGCCAACGAUGAACAAUGACUAUGUUGGAUAUGAAAUUUUCAUUUCAGAAUCAUCAUUUUUCAUUUUAUUUAUUUAUUUAAUUCAU
Molecule: messenger RNA, 1081 nt
Organism: Dermatophagoides farinae (American house dust mite)
Lineage: Eukaryota; Metazoa; Arthropoda; Arachnida; Sarcoptiformes; Pyroglyphidae
Source: RefSeq, a predicted model, not a curated record